Molecule: messenger RNA, 1038 nt
Organism: Dibothriocephalus latus
Lineage: Eukaryota; Metazoa; Platyhelminthes; Cestoda; Diphyllobothriidea; Diphyllobothriidae
Source: the annotation of a GenBank genome assembly
CGUUUCCAGACUUCUUACCUGCCAGCGGUGAAACAUCGAGACUGCGUGUGGCUGGAUUCUGAUUUGGAAGCAGCAGUCAAAUCCCUUCUACGUCGUUGUCAUGCCCUGCUCAAGCUCAUCGCCGCGCCUCUCAAGACUCACCGUGGCAGCAAGGGUCGACCUCAAGUCUCCAAAACGCAAGUUCAGGAGUUCUAUGACCUGUCCCUGCAGUUGGCGCAGGUUGUCGGUUGUAAGCCAAUCAUGAUCAACACCGCGACAUCGGCUGAGCCCACAGACACUGAAGAUUUCUCCUCCAGUGCCGCAGAGCCCCGAUUCUGUUUACUGCCAGAACCGCAGGGCUAUGCCCAGCAUCGUCCCACCUUACCCAUCCUCGAGCUGUUGGAACAACAACUGGAUACCAACUGGCAACUGCGUAGGCGACUGCACGUUGCUAACAACAGAAUCGCCGGAAUUGCACAAGAGAUUUGUUCCAAUAAUCAACGUCUCGAAGUUGCCGGUCGACGUAUUCACGUGGAGGCCGGGAAAGACACCCUGGUGCAUGACGGGCCUCCACCUACAGCUUCGCGCGAACGUCUCUUGACUACGCCGGUACGGUCUUCUCAUCGUAUGACUCGACGAUCUGAAAUUUCGCGACUGAAGGAGCAGAUAUCUGCAGGCCACCAGCAACCUACGCCCUCCAAGGACUCGACGCAUCAACUCAAGCCUGCAGUUGCCGAGGCCCUGGAGAGCCACGGGGAAGCCACCCAUAUGCAUUUCGAUCCCGAGCAGAAGGCGGAACUUUCCGGGACUACUGCCCCCCACGAGAAAGAGGCCUCCUUGAGCAAGACGAAGCUCACCAAUGGUGGAGGCUCCUCCAGUCCUCCGGCUGUCGAAUCUGCCGCUCCCAGCCCACCACCUUCCGCACCUAGCCCCUCUUCAGCGACGCCUGUCGGAGAGGGCGGUAGCGCCAGUCGGCAACAGCCGAAGCAGAAGCAGAAGUCGCUUCUCAGGAAGGUGGCGGCUGUCUUUAAGCCUUCCUCCAGUGAAGGUACCGAGUGA